AUGGAUGCGUUCAACUCCGAUGUAAAUACGAUUAAUUGGGAGCGGCUGCUAUCGAGUAACUUAAACGCCUCUGUUGAGAACUUUAAUGCCUACAUGCAUCACUUAUUCAAUAGUUAUGCGCCUAAGAAGAAAAUUGUAGUGCGGGAGAGGAUGCUCCCUUGGUUUACAUAUAAUGUUAGGAAAAUGAUGCGGCUGCGCGACGAGGCUCAUCACAGGAAGGGUCGCAGCACUGCCACCGCGCUGCUGGACGUGGUAGAUGAUGUGUUGGCGGCGCGUGACGCUGGUGAGGGAUCCAUUCUAGCGUUACUUGAUUUUUCACGUGCUUUCGAUACUGUGGAUAUACAACUUUUACUGGCUAAACUCGUUUAUUAUGGGUUCGACUGUAACACUAUUAAGUGGUUUUCCAGUUAUCUCAGUGGCCGUGUACAGCAAGUGGAGGAACUAGCAAAAAUCACAGGCUCCUGCGCAUACGAGCGCUUUACAGGCCCUCAAAUCCGUAAGAUGCGCCGUGUACGUCCACGCAUCUACCAAGCCGCCGAGCGUAUAUCACUCGUGUCCUCCUUCGCUUGCUCGCUAUUCCUCGGCAAGAUCGCACCUAUAGAUCUAUCUGAUGGCUCUGGCAUGAAUCUCCUGGAUAUACAUAGCAAGAAAUGGUGUCAAAGAGCUUUGGAAGCGUGCGGGGACGAAACGCUAGAAAGCAAAUUGGGUGAGCCGGUGCCCACAGCAUCUCACUUGGGUCCAAUAUCUUCCUACUUUGUGAAGCGAUAUGGAUUUGAUCCUAAGUGUAGCGUGGUCGCCUUUACGGGAGAUAACUGCUCCGCUCUCGCUGGUCUUCAAUUGCGUUCCGGCUGGGUGGGUCUAAGUCUAGGAACAAGCGACACUCUCCUCCUAGGUCUGCAAGAAACCGCGGCCCCUCCCGCAGGGCACGUCCUCGUGGGGCCAACGCCAGACGCGCCGUACAUGGCCUUAUUAUGUUUCGCUAACGGAUCCUUGACAAGACAGAACCACAGAGACCGGCUGGCCGGGAACAGUUGGGAUGCGUUCAACGAUUUGUUACGAGCCACUGUUAGAGGCAAUAUGGGAUAUAUGGAUUACCUAGAGACCAACGGUAUCUUGCCAUCAAAACAGUCGGGUUUCAGGAAGGGUCGCAGCACUGCCACCGCGCUGCUGGACGUGGUAGAUGAUGUGUUGGCGGCGCGUGACGCUG
Molecule: messenger RNA, 1207 nt
Organism: Hyposmocoma kahamanoa
Lineage: Eukaryota; Metazoa; Arthropoda; Insecta; Lepidoptera; Cosmopterigidae
Product: xylulose kinase-like
Exons: 6
Biological process (GO): xylulose metabolic process
Cellular component (GO): cytosol
Molecular function (GO): D-xylulokinase activity
Source: RefSeq, a predicted model, not a curated record